CAGCGCCGUGCCAGAAAACACCUCUGAGAAGGCAAACAGAAUCCAAAAUUUAGAAAAAGUUUUAACCCCAUCCUAAGCGAAGGCACAUCUAUACUCAGAUGUCCUGGACACAAGAGGUUUGCUGUUCCACAAAGGACCAUAGGGAAAGGCACCAGGACGGCCAGGAAGCAGAAUGCAGAAGCGAAGGUAAGAUGUCCAAUAAGCACCUGCUGGCAGACAACAGAGUCACCGCAAAUGUUUGCUGCGAUUUGCAUGUUGAACAUCUCCAGUGUUUGCAAGUGGUUUACCCUUCAAAGAUGCUUCUUCAUAGAUGUCUGCGUUCAGUAAAGGCUUUCUCUUGACUCUACAAUGCUUACACCAGGAGGAUAUUAUUCUACAAAUAAGGGCCCAGCAUGACAUUUAUGAGAAAGCCUGGGUCCUCCUGCGCAAAGCUGAUUGGUGCUCAGCCAAUGGGCUCUAGGUUGCUGCCGAUAAAGGCUCCUUACUGCCCCGGGCUGGACAGAUUCAGGGCAGGGGAUCAUCUCUGCCUCUGAACCCUGGGAAAGUGCUCACUGCCUCUCUGAACAACACACAUCUGUGGCCCGCAAAGAGGAGCCAGACCUCGAAGAUGAAACAUCUGCCUCCCCCGUUCCCGUCCGUCCUGGUCAUCUACUGCUUCUGUAUGCUGAGGAUUCCCUCCUCAGGAGUUUCUCAACCUUUAGCCAAUUCUCCAGAUGGCUUGGAUAUUGCGGAGCUUGAGCAACUGGUAUACUUUCUGAACCAGUGGGAGACACUUUAUAACCAACCUAAGGAAAACCAGGAUGUGUACAAAAGGUUUUUAUUUCACUACUCCAGAACUCAGAAGCCAAAGCAUCCCAUUAACUCUGAGUUUGUGCCCGUGCACCCCUUGAUGCGCCUGGCUGCCAAGCUCUCCAGCGGAAGGAUGAGAAGAUUGCCGCAUCCAGAUUCCGGGGCUGCUACUGCGGACUUUCCUAAGAAGGCAUGUGAACCUCGUGGGAACACUGAUUUCCAGAAAGUUCUAGAAAAAAGGGCAGAGAAGUGGCUGGAACCUGUAACUCUUCCAGGCCCAUUUAGAUAGAACAGAUCUCCUUAGAGGACACUGAAUAUCCUCUCUAAACAUUGAAGUUGGGGGUCCCUGGGCUUGUCCUGAGGUAGAAAGUGAUUAUGGAAAUACCAGGUGAAUGUCAAACAUGGUGAAUAUUUCAUUUCUAGUCUCACAGGUGAGUCACCUGGGCCAUCUGUUGCUAGGGACUUGUCCUCUCUGGUUCAGGGACCCACAUGCCAUUGUGCAGACUUAGAAAGAGGACAAAUACUUCAGCCAGUGCCAAUCCCACAGACCAGUGACUCUCAGACUUAAGCAUGCCUUAGAAUCUGGUUAAACUGGGAUAACUGGGCUCUUCCCUGAGAUUUAAUAGGUCUGAGAUGGACUUUGAGAAUUUCAUUAAUAACAAGUAUUUCAGAUAUCGUUAUGCUGCUGGUCUGGGACCAUCCUGUUUGAAACCUUCUCCAAGGAUGUUUCUUUGGCUUAGACUGUGACUGCAUAACAGUUUGUGUUUCUGUGUUGCAGGGUCCCACUUCCACCUGGGGGCGGCCAUUUUUCCUUUUCAGGGUAUACCAGAUUUCCUUCUUCUGUUUCUAACUGCAUUCACUGUUGUCAUCCCAACUGCUGGGACCACAUGGGCACUGCUCUUCUCCAUGCAGGGCGUGGUUCACCAAAAAAAUCUUACAAACUUGCAAGGGAAACAGCAACAAGACAUAGUCUGGGCAUGUCCAUACUCUAGGAGCUUGGCAGUCAAGGGGGAAGGACUUCUUUUGAUGCACAGAUACUGGGUAAACCAGAGUCCCAAAUCCCAAGCAGAUCUUCACACUGGCAUGAAGAGUCCAGGUGCCAUCUUCCUUCCCAGGUGACAGAAAGGUCCUUGCUAAAGUCAUGGAGGUUUCAGUUUUGCUCUAUUCGCUAACUGCACACAAGGCCUCAGCUUCUCAAUAUUUUCAUAAAAAUAUGAGUAAGUCAGACUUAAUCCAUGACUACUCUAAGUUGUAGUCUGUGAAUCA
Molecule: messenger RNA, 2055 nt
Organism: Chionomys nivalis (European snow vole)
Lineage: Eukaryota; Metazoa; Chordata; Mammalia; Rodentia; Cricetidae
Gene: Nms
Product: neuromedin S
Exons: 10
Coding region: 608-1078 (156 amino acids)
Source: RefSeq, a predicted model, not a curated record